Messenger RNA from Triticum aestivum (bread wheat), 4141 nucleotides. RefSeq names its product zinc finger BED domain-containing protein RICESLEEPER 2. The record is from RefSeq and is a predicted model, not a curated record. The coding region runs from base 1698 to 3302 and encodes 534 amino acids. The transcript is spliced from 5 exons. NCBI's taxonomy places the organism in Eukaryota, Viridiplantae, Streptophyta, Magnoliopsida, Poales, Poaceae. Gene Ontology annotation, molecular function: DNA binding.
CAGAACACUGCAUUAUAAAAAACAUACACACACACCAUCUUCCCCACGCGUCAAACCAAAUAACAAACAAAAAAUUGAAAUCGCAAGAACACAAGCAGCGCGGCAAAGCGCGCUCAACCCUUGCAGUAUACACUAUGCUUCCUCAUUUUUAAGGCCUCACAAUUACUUAAGGUAUUCAAUUUAGAAUUGGGUCAUACAAUUUUGACUGGGUAACAAUUUCUCAAGCUCUCCCAUUCAAUUCUAUUAGUUCACUAUGUUCCCAAAAUUUGAAGCUCUUUCAUUCAGUUGUGGUAUUCAAUAUUGAUUUGGCUUACGAUUUUGACUGGACCAACGAUUUUUCGAAUCAAGCAGCAACAACCAACAUAUAAAAACAUUUCAAUCCCACGCACUCUCCCACCAUCUAGAAAAAAAGUGUUGCCAUGUGAUAUUGUAGCAUCAAUAUAGUACAUGCAACCACCGACACAUAAAAAUCCCAUAUAAAUAUAGCUUGGUUAGCGGAUAACACAAAAUCACACCAUAAAAGGCCACCAAAUCACCGCAUUAUAAAUAAAAAUAAAACAGACUCUAUCAUCUCCCCCACCCGGCAAACUAAAUAUUCCAUUAGUUAUAAAAUAUAAGGGGUGUUAGUUUCUUAGAAAAUCAAUUUUCUUUAACUUUGACCAAGUUCAGAACAAAAAUAUCGACAUCCACAAUAUUAAACAAAAAUAAUAUGGAAAUUCAUUUUGUGAUGAAUCUAAACCGAUGUGAUAUUAUGGAUUUUAAUAUAUUUCUCUACAAAUUUAAUCAAACUUAAAAGGUUUGUCUUUUCAAAAAAAAUAACAAUACAUCUUAUACUUUGAAACAGAGAGAUUUUUUUUUAAGAAAACCAACAAGACGAACGGCACAGCAAAGCGCGCACAACUCUUCUAAUAUAUCUCAACUGCGAUUAUUACUGUAAUUAAUAAACCGGUUAAGGGCAUCUACAAUGCCAGGAGCUUACAUAGGCACUUAUGGAAAAAAAAUCUGAAACACACCUAAGCGCCUCAUCCCUCAACGCUAGACGCUAAUUAACUAAACAACGUAGACGCUAAGUGUUAGAAGGAAAAUGACCCGCCCGCUGCGUGGUUUGGCGUCGAUGCUAGGGUUGACACCAGGAUUACACUGGCAACCGCUAAUUAAGGAUGGCAAUUUUACCGGUGGGUACGGGUAUCCCCGGAUACCAUACCCGCAUGGGCCGGGUAUGGACACAAAUUUAUAUCCAUGGGUAGUAUCCAUACCUUCGUGGUAGGGCAUGGGUAUAACCUUGUACCCGUGGGUAUACCCAUUCCCUAUCCGUUUAGACUGACCCGUGGACCUGUGUAGCUACAUCAUGUGGACGGUGGACCUUACACAACUAGGCAAGUACUCAUCUCUUCCCCGUAAUUAAGCAUCACACCUCGUAAUCUCCUCUCCCAAAAUCAAGGAGAAUGAAAUCCAAGGAGCCGCCCCUCCCCAUUAAUCCUGCCAUAGCCAUACUCAUCGAGCGAAUCGACCCAUCGGCCAUCGUCCUGCAGGUGCCUCCGCGAGCAUGGAACCGGUGGCGUCGCCACCGGCCUCGAACUCCUGCCUCUAGAUCCUCCUCCAGCCCUCUCCAACUUUGGGUCGCGGCUUGCCGGCAGUGGGCACGGCGGUGUUGUGGUGGUGACGACUGACGAGCGCGCCGGCAAGAGGGCCAAGCCAUGGCUGGAAUCCCACCGCGAGAAUCAAUGGCUUCUCAAGAUGGAGACGAAAGCUCGGCUGCGGCUGGUGCAGGGAAUUUUACCUCAGCUGAUCCUUCGUCUCAACGUGCUACACCAAUAUCUUUAGCUACUCCGAUAUCUCAAGCUGCUACUCCAACAUCUCAAUCUGCUACUGUAACAUCUCAAGCUACAUCUAGCAGAGCUGGUUCUAAGAGGAAGCGAACAUCGGCAGUAUGGGAUGAGAUGGAAGAGAAAUUAGAAAAUGGGCAACUGAAAGCCGAGUGCAAUCAUCGUCACAGAAAAUUUACUGCAGGACCUAGAGCUGGCACAACUCACUUGCGUGUACAUUUGGAAUCUUGUCCUGCUAAGCAUGCACCCAUUGGUCCACAACAACAAAAACUGAGGUUGACCAAAGGUGAAGGUGGCAAAGUGAAUAUGGAAAAUGUCAUUUUUGACCAAGAGAAGGCUAGGAGAGAUCUUGCAUUGAUGAUAUGUGAACAUGAGUAUCCUCUAUCUAUUGUGGAUCAUAGUGGUUUUCGUAGAUUUUGUUCUUCUUUGCAGCCGAUGUUUAAGAUGGUGUGCAGAAAUACUAUUAGGAAUGAUAUUGUGGCUAUGCAUUCUGCUCAAAAGGAGAAGAUGGUGAAUUUUUUUGCAACAUUCAAGCACCGAGUGGCUGUCACUACAGAUUUGUGGACAGCGGGCUAUCAAAAGAGAGGUUACAUGGCUGUUACCGCGCACUAUAUAGAUGAUUCUUGGAACCUAAAGAGCUUUCUUAUGAGGUUUGCUUAUGUGCCCUGUCCACAUUCAGCUGAGGUUAUAUGUGAAGCCUUGUAUGAAUGUCUUGUUGAGUGGCACCUUGAGAGGAAGAUCUCCACCGUCACUUUGGACAACUGCACAUCAAAUGACAAGGCUAUGGGAAUAUUGCCAGAUAAGUUGGAUACAAGCUCUCUCAUGCUGGAUGGUCAAUUACUGCAUAUGCGUUGUGCUGCUCACAUAUUAAACUUAAUUGUAAAGGAUGGAAUGAGUGUCUUAGAGAAAGGUAUAGAGUGGUUGCGAGACAGUGUUGCAUUUUGGUCGGCCACACCUAAAAGGCAUGAGAAGUUUGAAAAGAUGGCAAAAACUUUAAACAUAGAGUAUAACAAAAGGUUAACUCUUGAUUGUAAGACUAGAUGGAAUUCAAGUUAUAUCAUGAUUAGCAUUGCAGUACGAUACAUAGAGAUAUUUGAAAAAUUAAAGGCACGUGAAAAGAAGUUUAAGUGUUGCCCAACCAAAGAUGAUUGGAAGUUUGCAAAAGAAAUAUGUGAUAGGCUGAAGCUCUUCUUUGAUAUCACCAAGUCAUUCUCGGGCACGAAGUAUGUCACAGCAAAUCUUUUUUUCCCUAAAGUGAUUACCAUUCGCUUAGCCAUAAGGAAAUGGGGUAAGAGUGACAUUGAGCUUAUACAAAAAAUGUCCGGGGAAAUGAAGGAUAAGUUUGAGAAGUAUUGGAAAGAUAUCCAUGGUCUUAUGUCUGUUGCAACAGUUCUUGAUCCAAGGUAUAAACUUCAUAUCCUCAAUGCUCUUUAUGGUCCCCUCUAUGGAAGAGAGCAUGCAGCCACAGGAAGGUGAAGAAGUUAUUGAUUCAAUUGGUGAAGUAAUAUAAAGAUGAAGUUGAAGGCGAGGAUGCAUGGGAUGCUUCUGUUGCCGAUCCACUUGGAGAAGAAGAGGAAGCCAUGAAACUCUAUGAUCAGUAUUUGUCUAGUCACCCCACUGUCCCUUCUUCUUCAAUCCAUACAGAAUUAGACUUGUAUUUGGAAGAAGCUUGUCUACCUAGAACACAAGAAUUGGAUAUCAUCAAUUGGUGGAAGGUUAGCGGCUCGAGGUUUCCUCCCUUGCAAAAACUUGCUCGUGAUAUAUUGCCUAUUCCCAUAACAUCAGUGGCUUCCGAAUGUGCGUUCAGCACUAGUGGCAGAGUACUCAGUGCACAUCGUAGUAGACUUACUCCUAAUGUGGCUGAAGCUCUCAUGUGCAUGCAAGCUUGGUCUUGUGCAGAUCUGUUAGGUGGUUGGAAUUCUACACUCUUUUCGACAUUUCAGAGUGUUCUCGAGGAUGAAGAAGAGGAGAUGGAUGAGUCUACUUCAAUCAUCACCCAAGAGUGAAGAUAUUGCCGCUGUUUGUGCUUGGUUGGAACUUGGAAGCUGAUGGCUACUAUUUGUGCUGGUUGGUGGCUCGUGUCUGCUAUCUGUUGUAGCUGCUCUUUGUGUUGGCUCAUCGGUGACUCGAAUGUUUUUAUUUAUUACUUGUCGGAUGUUAUUUGGUGAAGUGUGUCGUGAGUUUGUGAAGCUAUGUUAAAGUUCACCAAUUGUCAAUUUAAAUUGAGGUAAUUGUCAUGUACUCAUCUAUCUGUUAUUUAGUUGAGAUAAUUUUUUUGUCAAAUGUGCUAUCGAUAAAUGUAAAAUUCUGAAUAA